AUGGCGAGGACCAAGCCAAGGUCACGAAAAGGACCCACCCCACACAUCGCGGAGGCCAGCCCGAAGAAGCGAAGGAAGGGGGCAGAGCCCACUGGAAGUACCACCCUGCCGGCCAUCGACAAAGUCAAGGAGAGGGCCAAGCAACAGCACAAACACGCGAAGAAGACACGGGAGAACUACAACGGGUAUGUAGAACGAGGACAGACGUGGCUAAGGGCACAUUUCUCCGCUGCCAUGAACACGAAGGCUACUAGGGAGGCGAGCGUGGAUUCGGAGACUGUUUCUAUCAGUGCCGAUGCCUACGAGGAUCCCAAGUUCAGAGACGCACUCGAGAGGGUGCCCAACCAACAUUCCGACAAGGCCCUAGCGCUGCUCAUCUCCUUCAAGUGCUUCCACGAAAACUGUGGCCAGAGCACGUGCGACGGGACUUACUCCGCGUUCAAAAAAUUCUGGGAGGAAUCGGAUGGAGAUACCUACCGUGGAAGGUGGAAUUUCAACGAGGCACGCCAGCGCUGGGAAGGAAACCCUGCAUCGUCAGCCGAGGUCCAAGACAUCAUCAAGUCCGUCAAGCACAAGACGAGCAGCGAGGGUGGGGACAGAACCCACUCGAUUGCAAUGUCGAAAGCAUUCAUGGAUCGAAUCCUGGCCUGGACCCACAAACUCUGCCCACAGGAGACAUUCCUUGGGCUCAUGAGAUCUCUCGUCAAACUGAAACGGAAGGACUUGACCAUCGAUUUCAUUGAUGUCGGCAUGACAUUCACGAGAUACCUGAAUGGCGAGAAACUGUCAUUGAGGGACCUCCACACUCACUUUGAGGUAUUUUUGUCCAACCGAAAAGGCUGGCAGCGGAAGGUGGACAAGGGCACGAAGGAAGCAGACCUGCGAAGCAACCGGUACAAGCUCUACCCACAGCCAGACAUACCAGGCUGUGACUGCUUCUUCUGGCUCUUACUCUGGAUUGCCUUUCUCGAAGUUGCCCACUACGGCCGAAAACUCGAUCCCGAAGACUAUAUCUUUCCCGCGAUGGGUGCGAAUGGCAUUGUCCAUCGCGGCGAACCUAUCUCGCAUGACACCGUUCAAGCGUGGAUUGACGAGGCAACCACGGAGGCUGGAAUUCCACGAGGAGCGGGUGACAACUUCACGACCCACACCUAUCGACGUGGCGGAGCACAGUGGUGUUGGAUGUUCGCACCUGUUGGCCAGCGCUGGACUCUCGCCAGGGUGAGGUGGUGGGGCUCAUGGGCAGAGAAUGAGAAUCGCGACACGCUGAUCCGGUAUCUCCUCGAUGAGCUCUCCAUGUACGAAAAUGACCACAGCGAUGCGCUCUGUCCAACGCAAUGUGAAGCUGAUGCAUCUCUGCUUGGCGAGCACGUACUCGUCAAGCCUGUGUGCAUCCAAGACCUCCAGUCAAUGCAGGAAUGCAUCUCAGCUGACGUGGCAGGUUUGCGGAGUGACCUAUGCACCCUCGCAGCCGUGCUCUGCAAGGGACAACUGACUCAUUCACCCGCCGAGUCGCCCAGCCACACAAAUACUAUGUGCGACUCAGACGUUCUGCACUCGCCAACUCUGCCACCGCACCCAGGUAACUCCCGUGCCACGUAUCCAUGCCUCAGUCCCCCCAACCCACCUGUCUCUCAGCCACGUCCUGCUGUUCCCUCCUCCAUUCUCCCACAGCCAUCUGCACUCACUCGACUUGGAAUGGGCUCACACCUGCUACCUGAGAAGGGACUCGUCAUCCCUGACAUCCCGACACGAUGCUCUGACGGGAGUCACAUGCCCAGAGCUGCCUCUUGGAGACAGAUCGUGAAACACUGGACGGAUGGCGACCCUGAACGUGGCUUACUCGUUCCACUUCGAGAUUGGCCGCCCAAGUGGAUCCGCGGGAAGAACAAGAAGUUUUUCGCGAUGAAGUACCACCAGCGCUCGGUGAUCGCACUGGAGUUUCUCGACCGGUUCGAUGGACGCGAGCCUGCAUUUCUUGCUGCAUAUCCAGAGGCCACCGAGGGCCACACAGCCUUGCUCCGCGCAAUCAACCAUGCGAAGAGGGCACGCGGGGACAUCAUCCCUCGCAAGUGGUGA
Molecule: messenger RNA, 2079 nt
Organism: Suillus clintonianus
Lineage: Eukaryota; Fungi; Basidiomycota; Agaricomycetes; Boletales; Suillaceae
Exons: 6
Coding region: 1-2079 (692 amino acids)
Biological process (GO): DNA recombination; DNA integration
Molecular function (GO): DNA binding
Source: RefSeq, a predicted model, not a curated record